AUGGGAGAAUCAAGUGCUAGUGGAAUUGAAAUUUCUGCCAGUACAGAAAAUGCUCCUAAGCCACUACUCGGAAUGAAAUUUAAUACUUAUGAAGAAGCUUAUAACUAUUAUAACCAUUACGCAUUGUUGAUGGGUUUUGGAAUAAGGAAGAGCACGGUAAAUUACUCGAAGAAGACAAGAGACGUGCUGGAUAGAAAGUUUGUUUGUGAUAAGGAGGGAUAUAGAUCUAAUAGAGACAAGAUGGAGAUGCCUUUUCGGCGAGAGACCCGAGUGGGAUGUAAGGUAAUGAUGAGAGUUAAAGUAUUGGAGGACAAAUCGUGGGAGGUCACGGGGUUUGUUGAAGAACAUACAAAUCAUGUGUUGAGUAGUCCAAACAAAGCAAAGAUGCACAUAUCACACCAACAAUUCCAUAAAUCUCAAAGUUGUGAAAAACUUAUUGAGAGUCUGCAAGAAGAAGCGAAUGAUCCAGAAUUCUAUUUUGCAAUAGAAGUGGACAGUAGUGGACAAAUGAGGAGUGUUUUCUGGGCUGACGGAAGAUCAAGAGCGUCUUAUUUACAAUUUAGUAAUGUUGUUGUGUUUGAUGUGACAUACAGAACUAAUAAGUCCAGUCUUCCAUUUACUCCAUUUACUGGUGUGAAUCAUCAUAGACAGUCCACUUUACUUGGUUGUGCAUUAUUAGAUGAUGAACAAGAAGAUACCUUUGUGUGGUUAUUUCAAGAAUGGCUGAAAUGCAUGCAUGGGGUUGAACCAAUGAACAAGAAGAUACCUUUGUGUGGUGCUAUUAUAACAGAUCAGGAUAGAGCCAUGUGUAAUGCUAUUCACUCUGUGUUUCCAAUGACAAGACAUCGUUAUUGCUUUUGGCUCAUGCAAAAGCACAUUACUAAUCAUUUGCCUACUUUGGUUUCUCGUUAUGGUAACAGUUUCAAAGGUAUUGGGGCUUAUGGUGUAAUAGUUCUUCAAUUGAACAGUGUGAAGGAUAUUGGCUAG
Asparagus officinalis (garden asparagus) is the source of this 987-nucleotide messenger RNA. RefSeq names its product protein FAR1-RELATED SEQUENCE 7-like. The transcript is spliced from 3 exons. Gene Ontology annotation, biological process: regulation of DNA-templated transcription. NCBI's taxonomy places the organism in Eukaryota, Viridiplantae, Streptophyta, Magnoliopsida, Asparagales, Asparagaceae. Bases 1 to 987 code for a protein of 328 amino acids. The record is from RefSeq and is a predicted model, not a curated record.